UCUUAGUGAAGUGGAAAGGAUGGGAGCGUAAUUCUGUAAAUUCAUGGGAGGAGGCAUGGCCAACAUGAUGCAAUUCUAUGACCCCGGGCAUAAUAAUGAGAGGUGUCUGCCCUCAACCCACCAAGGAUCUGCUGAAUCUCUACUUAUGGCUUCUCCCAGGAGAGAAUAAAACUAGGUGAGGAUCUUAAUGCAUUUACACCAGCAGUAAUGAGCGUUCUUUUGAUGAAAUUUUCCUUUUGAAUGAUUUCAAAUACUUAGCGGAGUCUGAAUUUGAAGCCAAGAAUGGACUUUCCAGAGUUUAACUGUGAACUUGACCAUGUACAGUCAAGUUUAUAUAAUGUAAAUAUGUAUAAUACUGCAAUAACACAGAGCAAUAGAGCAAGCACAUUGCUAGAGACAUCGUACAGUCAAAGUGGGAAAUCACAACAUGAUGCUACAGUAUUUACUGAUCUCAGGCCAUACACAGCUCAUUAUAGUGACAUUACAUGUCCAGAUGCUAACUAUAUACCACCAUGUAUGGGACUUCCUAAAUGCUGUGAUGAAAGUUGUCAGGCCUCAUACAGAUCUUCUGCUGCAGAAUAUGAUCUCAGGCCAUACACAGCUCAUUAUAGUGACAUUAUUACAUGUCCAGAUGUUAACUAUAUACAAUCACAUAUGGGACUUCCUAAACUUCCUAAUUAUAGUGAUGAAAGUUGUCAGGCCUCAUACAGAUCUGCAGAAUAUCCACAACUGAGGACAGCUGGUGCAAGCAUUACAGAUGGCGGUUAUGAAAGACACUAUUUUCAGAAUGAGAAUAGCUCUAGACCCAUGCCUGCUCUUAUGGAAGAUUUGCCAUGUGUUCAGCAAAGUGAUUGUAGCUCAAUGGUAAUAUGUCAGAAUGGAAACAAUAGAAUCCUGUACAUGAAUAAUCCUGACACUGGAGAAAUAAAAACCUAUCAUCUGUUGUCUCACCCUGAAGAACAGUUUCGUUAUAACUUUUUAAAUUCUGAUAGAAGUGAAAAUAUAACACGGUAUCCAGGUUGCGAGCAGACCUUCCAAUAUCCCGUGUUCCAGUAUUCUACUGAUACACCAAAUCCAUCACCAAUGCUGAGAAGUAUGUUACCUGUUGCACCUACGCCACAUAUCUCAAUAAACAACAUGGCUAACAGAUCAGUAUAUGCUUUAACUGAUGAUGAAAUAUACCAUCCACAAUCUAAUAUGCAAGGGACAGCAAAUGUAACCAUUACAGACAUUCCAGUUUCCAUGUUGGAUAAUAAUAAGUCUACAAGGCCAUGUAGCUGCACCAAGUCACAAUGCUUAAAACUUUACUGUGAUUGCUUUGCAAAUGGUGAAUUCUGCAGCAACUGCAACUGUAACAAUUGCUAUAACAAUAUAUACCAUCAGCAUGAACGCAUUCAAGCUAUAAAGGCUUGUCUAGACAGAAAUCCAGAAGCCUUCCAGCCUAAGAUUGGUAAGGUAAAAAUUGGUGAUGUUAAACUUCGUCAUACAAAAGGAUGCAACUGCAAACGCUCUGGUUGUCUUAAAAAUUAUUGUGAAUGUUAUGAGGGUAAAAUAAUGUGCUCUUCUAUAUGUAAAUGCAUGGACUGUAAAAACUGUGAAGAAGGUCCAGAGCGUAAAUCUGUUAGGAAUAUGCAGCAAGACAGAGAUGCAGGAAGUAUUGUCCGAAUUUGUACUUCCAUGGAAGUAGUGAGAGCGACAUGUGCUUGUCUUCUAGCUCAAGCAGAAGAAGCAGAAAAACAGGGAUAUUCUGUUUGCCUGGCACAGCAAAAAGUAAUUGAAGAAUUUGGAAAAUGUUUAACACAAAUACUACACACAGUGGUCCCAGGAGAAACUUGCUCAUGAGAGUUAUUUAAGGUCUACCAGUUAUUCAGUCACUCUGUUAUUACUUUUGUUUUUCUCUACUGUUGCAAUGUAUACGUUAUACCAGUGGGGUGUUUAUGUAAAUGUUGUGGAUUUAUUAUACAUUGAUGUUUUUUUGUUGACUACAUGAAUAGGAAUGGUGUGAUUAAUGUGGAAUUCUUGCAAGGAUAGCAUUGGGAAGAAAUUAGAUUUUCCAACAACAAAAGUCAUGCACAGGUGGUGGGAUAUUGAGAAAUAUAUUUUAGCCUAGGUUUGAGUUUUGUUAUAUUACAGUUUUACAUGUUAAAUUAUUGUAAUGCUUUAUAUAAGUACAGUAUAUUACAGUAAAUACAGUAUAUUGGUAAA
Molecule: messenger RNA, 2205 nt
Organism: Pseudophryne corroboree (corroboree frog)
Lineage: Eukaryota; Metazoa; Chordata; Amphibia; Anura; Myobatrachidae
Gene: TESMIN
Product: testis expressed metallothionein like protein
Exons: 16
Coding region: 283-1842 (519 amino acids)
Biological process (GO): regulation of DNA-templated transcription
Cellular component (GO): nucleus
Source: RefSeq, a predicted model, not a curated record